CAGCUUCCCCCACACUCGAGUUUCAAAUUCAAGUUUAGAAUUUAAGAGAUAUAAUACAAAAUUAAAUUAAAAAUUAUAUUUUGGUGGGUUGUUCUAACCAAAUCGUUUUUCAUUUGAGAGAUGGGUCGAUCCGAUCGGACAAAAUGGAGUUAAGCGUUAUGAAGUUUUUCACCGAAUCAGCAGCACGUUGUGCGGCUCGAAUAGGUUUAAUUACAGAAUUGGCAAGAAUGCCAGGUGCCGUCUUUGAAACACCCUUGUUAAUGAUUUAUACGAAGCGAGGUAGCGUGCCUCAUCUCACGAAAGAUGUUUUCCAAAUGGUUACUUUUGAGCAAGAAUUCCUUAUGACCUCUUUAUCCUCCGCCAUUCCUAUGCUCAAUUCCGUUAAACAAACAAAUUCUUUUGCAGAAUUUGUUAGCAUGAAGGAAUAUCCUUUUUUUUUGUCGAUACAAGAUCCCGCGGUAGAAACAUCAAGAGGGUAUCAAGAGAAGGAUUCGAUAGCAGUUUGGACAAGGGGAGGAAGGAGCUCGUUCAAUGCCAACUCUUAUAUGGAUGCGGUUGAAGUUUUGAAACCCGAUAUGUACAUUGCAUUGUGCGACGGCGAUACUGAUGAAAAUAGCAGCUCAAAACGAGUAUCGAAAGCUUUAGAAAGAAGUAAAAGGCUAUUUAUAAAAUGUAUGAAAAGGCAUAAUUCCUCGGAUGUUCUCAAGUCAACAGCUAUUUUGGGGCCGGUGGAAGGUGGUUGGGAUUUAAAAGCAAGAGAAAUUUCAGUCCAAUAUCUUAUCGACAAAAAUCCAGAUGGAUUUGUAAUCGAUGGCUUACACGUGAAUGGCAACAGAGUGCAGAAAAUCGACUUUGAUAGUAUUAAAAACGUGACUCAACAUACUAUGAAUUUAUUACCCGUUAGCAAAAUGAAAGUUUCGUUGGGUUGCUGGAACCCAACUGCCGUAUUGGAAUUAAUUGAGCACGGUGUUGAUGUUUUUGACUCGUCGUAUCCUUACGUCGUCACCGAAUCGUCAAAAGCCCUGACUUUCAUGUGUUUUUCCCACCAACACUCGAACAAAAAUACAGGACACGAAAUAUCCGUUGUAGAUAAAUGUUUUACUGACGAUUUUUCGCCCAUUUGCGAAACGUGCGAGUGCCUUACGUGCAAGAAUCACACGCGAGCAUACCUCAAUCAUCUUUGUCAAACCAAAGAACUGCUCGGCUCGGUUCUUCUAAUGGUACACAAUACGCAUCAGUAUCUCCAAUUUUUCAAAGCGAUAAGAGAAAAUAUAAAGAACUCGACGUUGACAGACUUCAAAUCGAAAAUUGGAGCUCAAUUUACAAGUUGAAGUUUUUCUUUGUAACGAACGAAUAAUUAUCGUUCGAGUUUUUUUUCUCAAGUGAUCGGGAUUCAUUCGGGACCUUGGACAUAGGGUCGAACGUACUGGAGUCAAUUUGUGGAGCGGUGAGUGGACCGGACGAAUAGCCUCCAACUGCGCUACGGCACAAUCCGCGCAAAGAUCAACGCCGUUCCGACAAUCCAAACAAUGCCAGCGUGUCCCCUUCAG
Venturia canescens is the source of this 1550-nucleotide messenger RNA. RefSeq names its product queuine tRNA-ribosyltransferase accessory subunit 2. Lineage: Eukaryota; Metazoa; Arthropoda; Insecta; Hymenoptera; Ichneumonidae. The transcript has 8 exons. Gene Ontology annotation, molecular function: tRNA-guanosine(34) queuine transglycosylase activity. The record is from RefSeq and is a predicted model, not a curated record. Bases 144 to 1331 code for a protein of 395 amino acids.